This is a messenger RNA of Solanum pennellii, 3129 nucleotides long. RefSeq names its product TSL-kinase interacting protein 1. Lineage: Eukaryota; Viridiplantae; Streptophyta; Magnoliopsida; Solanales; Solanaceae. Gene Ontology annotation, biological process: pattern specification process. The coding region runs from base 321 to 2774 and encodes 817 amino acids. The transcript has 14 exons. Gene Ontology annotation, cellular component: nucleus. Gene Ontology annotation, molecular function: chromatin binding. The record is from RefSeq and is a predicted model, not a curated record.
GGGGAGAUUUUCAUGUGUAAUUUUCCUCAUAUUGUACUUUUUGUUCCUCUCUUUUUCCUUUCCUUUUCAAUUUCCUCUCUGACCAAUUGAAUCCAUUCGUAAUUCCAAUCUACUUUCCUCUUUCCACCUGCUGCUUCCUGCCGGUGCCGACUUGCCGUUUGGAUUUCCGACGGUGUUCUUCUCCGUCAACUUCUCCGGUUGAUUCACGUUUUUUAUUUGCUUUUCUAGGUACUUUUUUAUCUGUUGGAGGUUUGAGAAGUACCUUCUGGUGUUUGCAGUUGAAAAUAGAAUGCAAAGCUAAUACUUCGGAUGACUUCAACAUGCAAAUGGUACAACAGGUCUCCUUAGAGCGUGACACAUGCCUCCAUCCCGAGACUUUUAUGGGCAAGGAUGGGCUUUCUGGUGUAACACAACAUCCUGCAGUGGCACUGUCAGUAAUACCCUCAAAUGAUCAUCUUGCUUCACAGCAGUCUGUGCUGACACAUGAUCAUGCGGUGACACAGCUGGUACCAUCCUCCCAAGACCAGGUUAUGCUUCAGCUGCCAGCCAAAAGACAGCCACGUCAAUGGGCUGCAUGGACACGUCAGGAGGAAGAAAGUUUUUUCUCUGCACUGCGACAAGUUGGGAAGAAUUUUGAGAAAAUUACUAGUCGCGUGCAGAGCAAAAACAAGGAUCAGGUCAGACAUUAUUAUUAUCGUCUAGUGAGGCGUAUGAACAAGUUGUUGGGUCCAGAACUUUGUCUUGAUGCCAAAAAUUCCAAGGAUACUAAUGCUGCAAUGUUGCGAUGGUGGUCUUUACUGGAAAAAUAUAGCUGUAAAGCUUCGAAGCUUCAUUUGAAACCACGGAGGUUUAAAAUAUUUAUUGAAACUUUGGAGAGUCAGCUGUUGAAAGACCGGAAAAAGAAUGUAAGAAGGCGUCCUUCUCAAGGAGAAAGUAGUGCUACAGCUGCUGGAUCUCCUUCAAGUCAUGGCAGAGUGUCAACUAAUGAUAGUCGGACAGUUAAAGUGGUUCUUCUUGACAACCAGGAUGUACAGAAAUUUGGAUCUGGAAAAGGCUCUUCUAUAAAACGCCAUGUCAUGGGUGUCAAUAGAAGCAAUGCAAAAGUAGACUCUUCUGUGAAAAAUGCUAGACAUCGCCGAAGGACAGGUUCUGCAUCAACAGCUGCAUACAAAAGGUGGGAGAAGGCUGCAAUUGCUGGAGUUUCAUUGGUAGCUGAUGCAGCAGAGCAUUUGGAACGAGCAACUAUUGAUAAAGAUGUCGGACUGGUCCAGAAUUCGCAGGGUAUAAAUGGUUUUGAACAUGUUGGCAAAAAUGUGCAUUUUUUGCCGACUUUAUCCCAAAAUCUGUUAAAUGAGACUAAUUUACAGAGUUGUAUGAAACUCAAGCUCCAGCUGUUUCCUGUUGAUGAAGGAACUAGAAGAGCCCUGGAAAUGGAUAAUCAUAACCCUUACUUGGAGCUCACUCUAAGUAAUCGAAAAAAGAUGUCAUCCGUUUUGGAGCAUCUCAAUCGUAAAUGGGGAAGUUCGAGCAUAGCAACUGGAGAACUGGUGCUUUUUCCUUAUCAUGUACAGAUGGAAAACCUGGUGCAAUCCCUGAGAUGGACCAAAGAUACUACACAAAGUGCGGCUGAUGUGCAUAAUCUGAUCGGAAGCCCUCCAGUUUUCCGUCUCAGAUAUGGUUGGUUUCCAAAUGCUGAGCUUGGAACACCUCUUGAACUAUUGUCAUCUGCCAUUCCGUUUAUGCAAAAUAUUAACCCUAACAUCACAAAUGAAAAUAAUGCGGAAAUACUAGCAUCAUCCCCUGGUAAACUUGUACGAUUUUCUAAAGAACCACUAGCUUCUAACCCAAGAAUGACUGUGACAUCCUCCUCAAUCAAGCUGUCUGGUGAGUCAAACUUGCAAGCAAGCAUGGGUCUAAAUACCUACACUUAUGAUCAUGAUGGAACUCUGCCGUUGAAUAGAAGGGAGAACGGGGAUGCAACCACAGCAGAACAAGCUGAGAUGCAUGAUAUGCAGGGAAACAAGGCCAGUGCUUUGUCGGCAGGGGAUUGGGAAGAUAGCCUUACCAACAUAAGUGUCGGAGAUCUUCUCUUUGAUGCACCUGAUGAUGAGGAGACAGACUGUAUUGACUCAGCUUUGUGCGGAAGCUCUCAUUUUCUCUCACAGAUGCCAUUAAGCUGUGACUCGUUUGAUGCAGCGAUUGCUGCUCAUAUAUAUAAACAUCAAAGCAAAGCUGAUUCUCAGAUGGCUCUUCCACCUCAAGCAUCUUCCAUUUGGAAUGCUGAAGAUACAUGUGAUGCUUUUGCAUUUAAGAAAAAUGUUGCUUUCAGUGACAAAUCGCAGUGUUCAUCCAGCAAUGUUGGUGCAGAGAAUUCCCAGCGGAUUGCUCAGUCAUCUUCCCUGGUAUUGGAUGCAGUAAUCAAGGAUUUGCCUGGGAACAUGGAGUCCUUUAACGGUGAACCUGCUCUUGAUGACGCAGUGGAUGAGUGUCAAUCGGAUGCACAGGCGUUGGAUGGUUCUUCAAAGGAUCUUAAUGGGCUCUCUGGCAUAUAUUGGACAGACUCUUUAGGACCGCUAGAACUGGACGCCCCUUCAUGUAGAUAUCAUAGUGAAGACAUAACUCUGAGUGACAGUCUUGGUGGUUUUAACCGCCUCAUAGUUAACAGUCUAGAUGCAUUCCAAAAUUGCUCGUUCUUUGGGUUGGACAAAACAGAGCCUGGAUCUACUGUUGAACCUGUAAAGACUUCAGAUUUAAAGAUCGGUGCUGAAGUCUAAGCUUCUCGACUAAAAAACUUAGUUCGGCUAACUUUAUAGGUAUGUCUCAACAAUCUCAAGUCCAAAAUUUCGUGCAUGUGUGCAACGCGCAAGUAUGCAUAGCACUUGAAAAGAGAAAAAAAGGUUGAAAUGGGACAAAGGUUCCCUCUCUAAUGUACAAAAUAUAACUCUUGAGAGUACUUCAGGUGUCUCUGAAUGUGUACAUUGUGUAGAAUUUUAUGUGCAGCACGUAAAAAUGCCAAAUUAUUUUUGUUUUUUUUUAAAACUCAUAAAUGUUGCAAAAUUCUCAACUUUGGCAUAACAAGGUUUGAUAUUGAUAUUAUAUAAUCGACAACCAACACAAUGUGAAAGUUUA